Homarus americanus (American lobster) is the source of this 598-nucleotide messenger RNA. RefSeq names its product keratin-associated protein 10-6-like. The transcript has 3 exons. The record is from RefSeq and is a predicted model, not a curated record. The annotation marks the transcript as partial. Lineage: Eukaryota; Metazoa; Arthropoda; Malacostraca; Decapoda; Nephropidae.
AUGGCCGCGUUUGUUGACUCUCGGCAGACGCACUUUUCUUGCCCUGCCUUCCUCUACUGCUCUCAAUACCUUCUUGGAAAACAUAAACCCUUUGAUCCGUGCUUGAGGCGGCACUUCAUAGGAUGUUCUGAAUUCCUCUAUGAAGCGGCAGCAAUGCAUGUCUCAGGUAAAUGUUUUGGUUAUGGGAGUUGUGAGUCGAGUUGUGAGUCGAGUUGUGAGUCGAGUUGUGAGUCGAGCUGUGAGUCGAGCUGUGAGUCGAGAUGUGAGUCGAGUUGUGAGUCGAGUUGUGAGUCGAGAUGUGAGUCGAAAUGUGAGUCGAGCUGUGAGUCGAGAUGUGAGUCGAGCUGUGAGUCGAGAUGUGAGUCGAGUUGUGAGUCGAGAUGUGAGUCGAGAUGUGAGUCGACAUGUGAGUCAAGUUGUAAGUCGAGAUGUGAGUCAAGUUGUGAGUCGAGUUGUGAGUCUAAUUGUUUGUCGAGUUGUGAGUCGAGCUGUGAGUCGAGCUGUGAGUCGAGCUGUGAGUCGAGAUGUGAGUCGAGUUGUGAGUCGAGUUGUGAGUCGAGCUGUGAGUCGAGCUGUGAGUCGACAUGUGAGUCAAAUU